GUCAAGGCUUACUUGGAGAAGAGGAACUGCAACAACAUCUUCCACAAAAAAAUCUGAGGAUAUUUAUUGCCACCUGGAAUAUGAAUGAAAAAAAGGAUCUUCCAGAGAGACUGGAUGAUUUCCUAUUUCCAUUGGGCGCCGAGUCUGCACAAGACCUGUAUGUAAUCGGAGUGCAAGAAGGCUGCCCCAACAGGCAAGAAUGGCAAAACCGUCUGCAGCUGACACUGGGGCAUCGUUAUGUCUUGCUCCACUCAGCAGCUCACGGUGUCCUGUACCUGUCUCUGUUUAUCAGGCGAGAUCUCGUGUGGUUCUGCUCUGAGGUUGAAUGUGCAACCGUCACUACGAGAUUCUUCCCACUGAUUAAGACCAAAGGGGCUGUGGCUGCUUCAUUUACAUUCUUUGGAACCUCAUUCCUUUUUAUCAAUGCCCACUUUGCGGCAGGAGAUUCCAAAGUAAAGCAAAGAAUCCAGAAUUAUGAGAAAAUAAUCAAAGACCUGCAGCUCCCAAAAAAUGUUCCUGACACAAACCCCGUUUACUCUGAUCCCGACGAUGCGACGAGCCGGUUUGACGAAGUCUUCUGGUUUGGGGACUUCAAUUUCCGCUUGAGCAAGAGUCGGAGUGAAGUUGAUUCCAUCCUAGAGAACCUUCCAGAGAAUGACAUGAGUUCCCUCCUGCAGUACGAUCAGCUGUCAGAAGAGGUGACUAAAGGUUCUAUAUUCAAAGGAUUUAAGGAAGGCGAAAUCCAUUUCCGCCCCACAUAUAGAUUUAAUAUCGGAUCCGAUGACUAUGACACCAGUAAGAAACAGAGGACGCCUUCCUACACUGAUCGAGUGAUGUACAAGAGCCGGAAUCAGGAUGAUAUCCAUGUUCUGAAAUAUGGCUCUUGUUCACUUAUGAGACAAUCGGACCACAAACCUGUUUUUGGGCUAUUUGAAGUAUUGAUAAAACCAGGGUCCAAUAACAUUCCUUAGACUGUUUGAAAGAAAACUUUAUUUAAUGGGACUAAAGAAAAACUGACAUUAAAGACAAGAAAUGAGAAAACCGAAA
Messenger RNA from Xenopus tropicalis (tropical clawed frog), 1047 nucleotides. RefSeq names its product phosphatidylinositol polyphosphate 5-phosphatase type IV-like. The record is from RefSeq and is a predicted model, not a curated record. The coding region runs from base 81 to 971 and encodes 296 amino acids. Gene Ontology annotation, molecular function: phosphatase activity; inositol-polyphosphate 5-phosphatase activity. Gene Ontology annotation, biological process: phosphatidylinositol dephosphorylation. The transcript has a single exon. NCBI's taxonomy places the organism in Eukaryota, Metazoa, Chordata, Amphibia, Anura, Pipidae.